CUGGCGGCUCCAGCUCUCCACAGGAGUCAAGAGGCUCCACAAAGCGGUUCGGGACGACUCCGGGACGCCUCGCCAUGACAGAACGCCAAGUCCCCUUCACCUUCCUGCGCAGCCCCAGCUGGGACCCCUUCCGGGACUGGUACCGGGGCAGCCGCCUCUUUGACCAGUCCUUUGGGAUGCCCCUCAUCCCUGAGGACUGGUACAAGUGGCCUGUGGGGACCACCAGCUGGCCGGGCUACAUCCGCCCUCUGGCCAGCCCUAGCCCAGAGCCAGUGGCCGCCAGCCCAGCCGCCGCCGCUGCCGCUGCCAGCCCAGCCGCCAACCCAGCAUACAGCAGAGCACUGAGCCGCCAGCUCAGCAGCGGCAUCUCAGAGAUCCGGCAGACUUCCGAGAGCUGGAAAGUGGCCUUGGACGUCAACCAUUUUGCGCCCGAGGAGCUGGUGGUGAAAACAAAAGACGGCGUUGUGGAGAUCACAGGUAAGUGCCAUCCCUUGAGAGGCUGGGAGGGGGACUUCAGGCCUGGAGGCCAAGUAUGGCCUAGAGGCAACCCUCAGUUGGGCUCCCAAAUGGCUCUCCCCAAGGCACACACCCUCCCGUCCCUCCUGUGGUGUAGUGGUUAGAGUGUCAGACCAGGACCUGGGUUCGAAUCCCCACUCAGCCAUGAAGCUCACUAGGUGACCUUGGGGGGAAGUCACGCAAUCUCACCCUAACCAACCUCGCAGGGUUGUUGUUUGUAUUAAAUGGGGGGCAGCGAGAACCCUGUAUGCCACCUGGAGCUCCUCGGAGGAAAAGGUGGUCUAUUAAUGCAAUCAUUAAUCCAUUGAUUGAUGGCAGACUUGCUCAAUGGAUGAACAGAUUUGCUGCAUUUUUCUCCAAAGAGAUCAUGGUAGCAAACUUGGUUCUCCCUCGUCUCAGUUAAUUCCGCAAUGCCGCUUUGAGGUAGCUUAGGCUGAGGGGGCCCCAAGGUCAUCCAAUAAGCUUCUUCAGGACUGGGGUGGGGUGGGGAUUUCAGCCCUGGCCUCUCCCAGGUUCUAGCUAGACUGACACUCUAACCACUAGGCCACGCUGGCUCUCUGCACUCUGAAGUAUUUUUGCCUGGCUGGAUUGUGUCCUUGAGCUCUGAUAAGGCCGUUGUGCCCUUUGCCUCAGGUGACAAAAUGUAUUGGAGCUGCCCAGGCAUUGUGUGUGUGUGUGUGUGUGUGUGUGUGUGUGUGUGAUGAAUGGACCAAAAGAAAGUUGUAGCAGCCUGAAAAUAAGAUAAGGCACCUUCUCUGCUUUCGGAAAUAAGGGCAGGUGAUGUGGAACUCAAAAAUCUGCUGAGACUCCAAUGCUGAAAAAUGUGGAAUCUUCCCAAGCCUCUAGGAGACUAGAUCAUGGCACUCGUAGAACCACAAAACUGAAGAGUUGGAAGGGAUCCAAAGGGUCAUCUAACACCCCCUCCCCCAAAAAAGCAGGAUUCACAGCUAAAGAAUAGUAAUCCAGGUGGGGUCUGACAAAGGCAGAAUAGAGCGGGACUAUGACUUCCCUUGAUCUGGACACUACACCUCUGUGGAUACAGCCUGGAAUAGAAUUAGGUUCUUUUGCUGCUGCAUCACACGGUUGGCUGAUGGUCCACUAAGACCCCUAGAUCCUUUUCGCCUGUACUGUUGCCAAGCCAGGUGUCCCCUAUCUUCUGCUUGUGCAGCUGGUUCUUCCUGCCUUUUGUCUCAACUCUACUCAGGUGGCAGGUGGAGGGCUUGAAUCUCCAGGUAGGCAAGGGGGUAUUUAAUAAUAAAACACUUAUUGAGGAAGCCAUGUACACAGCUGCUGCCAGUCAGUGCAGGACACUACAGUGGUACCUUGGUUUGUGAAUGGCUUAGCUGUCAAACAAAUUGGCUCCCAAACACCGCAAACCAGGGAGUAAGUAUUCCAGUUUGCGAACGGUUUUUGGAAGCCAAACAUCUGACACGGCUUCCGCUUGAGUGCAGGAAGCUCCUGCAGCCAAUCAGAACCCACACCUUGGUUUUCGAGAACCAAGGUACCACUGUACUAAGAUGAACCAAUGGUCUGACUUGGGAGAAGUCAGAUCACUAUGUUCCUAUGGCACUGCAAAUUCAUGUUUUGCAGGACCCUAACCCUCUUCCUAGGGACGCGGGUGGCACUGUGGGUUAAACCACAGGGCCCAGGACUUGCCGAUCAGAAGGUCGGCGGUUCGAAUCCCCGCAACAGGGUGAGCUCCCAUUGCUCGGUCCCAGCUCCUGCCAACCUAGCAGUUUGAAAGCACGUCAAAGUGCAAGUAGAUAAAUAGGUACUGCUCCGGCGGGAAGGUAAACGGCGUUUCCAUGCUCUGGUUCGCCAGAAGCGGCUUAGUCAUGCUGGCCACAUGACCCGGAAGCUCUACGCCGGCUCCCUCGGCCAAUAAAGCGAGAUGAGUGCCGCAACCCCAGAGUCGGACACGACUGGACCUAAUGGUCAGGGGUCCCUUUACCUUUACCUUUAACCCUCUUCCUGCUAGUGCCAUCUGUCCUAACUGUUUUUAAUUCUGAAUUCUAAAUCGUUGUAGUGUGUCCAGAGACCUGCUGGUGAAGGACGGGUAAUUAGAAUUGUAGAAUCAUAGAACUGUAGAGUUGGAAGGGACUAUGGGGGUCAUCUAGUCCAACCCCUGCAAUGCAGGAAUCUUUUGCCCAAGGUGGGACUCGAACCCACAACCCUGAGAUCAAGAGCCUCAUGCUCUACCGACUGAGAUACUAAGUACUACUAAUAAUAUAAUUUGCUGGUUUUCUUUUUCUCUCCCUGUUGGGGGUGGGGAGAUCAUCCCUCCUGCCUCUUUUUCAGCCCAACGGUGGAGGGAAAAAGCUAAUGAGAUAAAGCCACAUUAGUCAGUUACAGAAAAUUGGGAGGGAGAGAAGGACUGGUCUUGUGACACCUUAAAAGCCAUUGGGUUUAUUGUGGCAAAUGCUUUUGUUUUUUUGAGCCGCAUCAGGGUGAUGAGUGCUCUGAGUCGGAUCUCCCCACUUUUUCCCUCGGUGAGGCUCCUCCAAUCAGAGGAGCCGGAAAGAACAAAGAUGGGUGUGGCCCAAGAAGGCAGACAAAGGAGCACAGAGCUUGGGAGGUCCCUCCCCCCUUUUUCUCCCCCCCUCCCAGCCAGCUGGGUUGCAGCUGCCACAUUACACCCCUGAUUAAAAUCAAUGAGAUUGAUCAGGUGCCAAGUUUGCGCCUUAGCGAAAAGUGGGCAGAGGAGGAGCGGGGAGGAAGCCUGGAAUCACAGCCUUUCCCCCCACCCCACCCCAGAAACACCCUUUCUUUUUCUUUCUUUCUUUCUUUCUUUUUUAAUAUUCAGAAAUAUGAACAGUUUAUUUUGAGACAACAAGAAACCUAUUUGGCAAAACAUUAAUAAUUAGGUGGAAAUGAGGGAAUAAUACUAUAUUGGACAUUUUGGCUAUUACUAAAACGACCAUUCUCCCCAAAUUAACAGAUUCCCCCUUGCUGCUACAUGCAAGACACCCUUUCUGGGAAGCAUUAUUCCCUGUCCUUGCCUACCCCCUCAGCCGCUGGGUGCCUCUGACCCCCUCCCCAAAAUCUCUGCCAGGCCAUUCUGAAUUAUUCAUGCUUUCGCUCAGUCCCCACCCUCUCGGGAAUUGGGAUGGGAUAAAUGUGGCUCCCCCCACCCAUAGCUGUCAACUUUUCCUUUUCUUGCGAGGAAUCCUAUUCGGAAUAAGGGAAUUUCCCUUUUAAAAAAGGGAAAAGUUGACAGCUAAGCCCCCACCCCACUUCUUAUACUCUGGUGAUACCGCAGCCGGCACCCAUCGUUGUGGGGUCCCACCCCACCACCCAAAUCUCAGUUCGUCGCCCUCUGAAAUAUUAAUGGAUGUUUGCGGUCCAUGGCUUAACAUGUGGCCAUGGCAACCAGCGCAGCAGCAGGCAAGGGUAGGGAGGCAAGAACACAAGGAAGAGGGAAUGGUUUGGUGUUGCAGUCAAUUCUCGGAAAAUACGGCAGCAGUGAAGGUUGGUUGGUUGGUUGGUUUCUUCGCAGCUUGAUACCAGGCACAGGGUUCUCAGGGUGGCUUAUGAAAAUCAGCACUGAAACGGCCCCUGCUAGGCUGACCGUUUUAAAAAAAGACACAGCACACGAGGAAAAGAGAGGAGGAGGGAGGAGGAGGGAAGCAAACUCAACGUUACAGCUGUUCAUGCCGUCCAGCCUAGAAGGCUCCCUCCCUUCUGGUGCCGACCGAAGGGCAAGAGGCAUGCUGAUGCUCAGGGUGACCAGUGAUUUCCCUGCAGAUAUUCAUAGAAUCAUAGAACUGUAAAUGAUCCCUGAGGAACAUCUAGUCCAACUCCCCCCGCAAUGCAGGAAUAUGCAGCUGUCCCAGCCAGAGAUUAAACCUGCAGCCUUGGCAUUAUCAGCACCACGCUCUAACCAAUUCAUCCAUGUUAAGCAUUAAAUAUCUAUUCUUUUUAAACAUAUGUGCCCCCCCCAUCUUUUUAAAAAAGGGAAGGUGGUUUAUGCCAAGUCUGAAACUUCACCCAUUCAGUAGCAGGGAUGAGAGGCAGAAUUUGUUUAAAGGCCUACAAAGGUAAUUCGCACUUUUUGAAGCAAUCCACAAACCAUAUCAGGCCACCUUUUCAAAUCUGAACGUCUCCAGAUAUUUCAACGUAGUUCUCCAGCAAAGUUAUGUUUGCAGAAAUGCAUAUGAUUUUGGAAGAGUGGGUGUUACUAGGGUAAAGAAAUGCAUAUACUUGGGCUAAACAUACCUAAAAAUGCAUAUAUUCAGUGGGUGGGUGGGAACCAUAGCGAACAGCAUUCUGUUAGGGAAGAUUACUUUGCAGGAAUAUGUAUAUUAGAAAAAGUUUCAUCAAUAAAUCACUUAUUAUGCUGUAACAAACCCAUUAAGAUAGAAGAGAGAGUGAAAAAUAACAACACUCAAGGCAGCAUUCAUGUAUUUUUAAUACCAUAUGAUGCACAGAGUAAAACACACACAUAUUUGAAACAGAAUGUGCUACAAGGAGAAAACCUGAGAUACAAAUAGCAGUAAAAAUGAGAGUACCAUCUUGCAAGGCCUUUGAAGAGAGAGGCGGAACUUGGUUAUUAAAUAAUUUGUAUCAGCCAAGAAAUAUUCCAAAUACCAACACCAAGUUUCUUCCCUCAUACAAUAAAGGAGGAAAAAUCCCAUAGGUUUAUGUAUAUUAAGAGAAAUUAACAUUAAAAUGCUGAUGAAUUUCAAUAAGGAGGUUUUUAAAAUAAUAAUAAUAAUAAUAAUAAUAAUAAUAAUAAUAAUAAUAAUUUAAGAUUGGAAAAAUGAGAACCUGAAACUGACAUAGGCCUUUGGAUAAUUAAACAAUCUGUGGCCUUUUGGACUGUCUGUGUGUGUUAGUGUUUUUGCUUGUUAUUAUGGUAUGUAUUCUUGUGUGUUCACUUUGCAAAUUGCACAUUGCAAAUCUAGAAUUUAAUAAUAAUAAUAAUAAUAAUAAUAAUAAUAAUAAUCACGCAUCCUCAGGUAAGCGUGCAUGCAGUCAAAUGCCACAAGCUUUCCUUCCCUCUCCGCAUGGCAUUCUUGCCUGAUGUUUCUGAGCAACCCAAUAUGGUGGCGCCAUGUGCCUGCCUGACAGCGGUGGCUGCUUUUGCCAGAGGAAAUGGCCCUGCUGCUCCCCUCACAUCCUGCCCAUCCCUGCCUCUUGGAUUCUGCUUUGGCGAGGGUGCAUGUGGCUUAAAACCCUGCAGGGGUGAGAUAAUGGCAGGGAUGGGGGGUGGGAUGCAUUUUCUCAUCUGCCUCAGGUGGCAAAAUAUCUUGGGCCAGACCUGUGAGAGAGACAUGAUUAGAGUAGGGGUCGGAGAGACCUGGUUGGGUGCCUGGGGGGAGAGUUAAAUGAAUGUAUUGGGGGAUUUCCCCAUCUCUUAAGGCAGCAUUGAUGUCCCCAUGACAGUGUCGUGUGUUUUUUCAGGCAAGCAUGAAGAAAGGCAGGACGAUCAUGGGUUCAUCUCCAGAUGUUUCACAAGAAAAUACACGUAAGUAGCUGAACCAGUUGGCUGGGGAGAGAAGCGAAGCUUUUCAGGGUCUGAGGACAAGGAAGGCAGAUCUGCUGCCCCACCAACCUCAAUCUUGAUUUUUUCCAAGCCUUUCUGCCAUCUGUCUCUCAUUGCCUUGCAAAGGAAUUUGUCCGACCAGCUCAGCAGCCUCUUCUGCUGGAUUCUAAUCCUCAUUGGGCACAGGGUCAGAAGCCUGGAAGAGACCCCCUGAUAUCAUCCAGACUGACCCCCUCGAACCCAUAAUAAUGUACUGCUUUCCACUCUCACGCUUCUCUGUUCCCUUCUACAGGCUGCCCCCUGGUAUCGACCCUGCUGCUGUCCGCUCCUCCCUUUCCCCCGAUGGCAUGUUGACGAUAGAGGCUCCUUUGCCCAAGCCGGCCAUUCAGUCUGCCGAAAUCCAGAUCCCUGUCACCUUCGAGGCGCAUGCCCAAAUCACCCCGUCAGGAGCCAAGAAACCGGAAGAGGCUCCCAAGGUGUAAAUGACGGGUGGGAGUUUACCACUCGGGUUUCGAAAACAGGCAGACCCUCCUGUAUCCCCUUUUUUUUGUAAAGACAGAGACCUCUGCAACAGCGCCACAAAUAAAGUUGUGUUUUUUUAAAUCCCCAUG
This is a messenger RNA of Podarcis lilfordi (Lilford's wall lizard), 6612 nucleotides long. The record is from the annotation of a GenBank genome assembly. NCBI's taxonomy places the organism in Eukaryota, Metazoa, Chordata, Lepidosauria, Squamata, Lacertidae.